Molecule: messenger RNA, 186 nt
Organism: Cooperia oncophora
Lineage: Eukaryota; Metazoa; Nematoda; Chromadorea; Rhabditida; Trichostrongylidae
Source: the annotation of a GenBank genome assembly
AUGUCAACUGAGCAUCCGUCGGUGGUUUUCGUCAAGAUUGAUGUUGAUGAAACCGAAGAUGUCGUCUCACGUUUCGAUAUCAAAGUAAUGCCCACAUUCAUUUUUAUGCGCAACGGAGCACAAAUUGACAUCGUCGAAGGCAGUCUUGAGGACGAUCUGCGUCGAAAAAUCGAACAACACAAGUGA